Messenger RNA from Melanaphis sacchari, 1066 nucleotides. RefSeq lists its product as uncharacterized. Bases 34 to 918 code for a protein of 294 amino acids. The record is from RefSeq and is a predicted model, not a curated record. NCBI's taxonomy places the organism in Eukaryota, Metazoa, Arthropoda, Insecta, Hemiptera, Aphididae. The transcript is spliced from 24 exons.
AACAAAUUUCAAUUGAAUAGAUAUAAGUACGGAAUGAGUUAUAUUUCUGAACUAUUGGAGCAUGUUCUAAAUCCAGAACGUAUGUUAUCAGUUACAACUUGGUGUACAAUCCAUGAAAAUUAUGAACGUGAUUUGAAAGAAUUUUUAGAAAAUGAAUCUUAUGUAGAAUAUAAUCAAGAUAUUUAUAAUACACAAUAUGCAAAACGUAUAGCACGUAAUACAGGUUUACCGAGAAGUGAUCAGAUAGUUGUUUUUAAAACUAUUAAUGUUUGUUAUAAGGAAAUGACAACUAGAGUUCCAGAAGUAUUUCAAACAUUUAAUAGAUUAUAUAAUACUUCCAAAAAUGAAAUGAAUUUAGAUCCGUUAAGUUGGUGCGCAGUUGAUGCUUGUUAUGACUCAUUAAUAAAAGCUAAUUUUGAAGAUGUAUCGGCUAACGAAAAUAUUAGAAGAAUAUUUCCUGACAAAAUAGUAAACGAAACGCAUGGUGGAUAUGCGAAACAUUUUUAUGAAUAUCUCAAAAUCCUCAGUAAUAAACAAAUGGACAAUAUUUAUCAAAUUGUUUCACCUUAUGAAAGUAAUAUUUCCAUUCGAUCUGGAUAUUUAAGAAAUUGGUGUGGAUAUAAAGUUUGUCACGAUGAUUUAAUAGAAGCAGGUUUUAUAUAUGAGCAUGCUUCGGAUAAUUUCAAUCAUGUCUUACCAACAAUAAAAAUGGAUUCUUUUAUAUCUAAAUUUGUAACUGAAUACCGUGAACAUUUGAUGUUUAUUAGGAAUACGACCAAUAAAUAUGUAGGGAAUAAUUAUGAAAUAGGAGAUGAUGCUAAGUAUCAUAAUUUUGCAAAUCAUUCACCAAGGAGCCCACAAGAUUUUUGUAAAUUUACUGUAAUAAAUCUAGACAAUCCAGAACCAGACACAAAAUAAAAUAAAAACUGUAUUCGUUUACAUAAGUAUGUUUAAUGUAUAACGCGAUGAAUUACCUCCACGAAGAGAUUUUUUCACUCUGUUAUUUGUUUUUCAUUAUUUUAUAUCACUCAUCAGUUUACCUUGUUUCUCAGUAACAUGAAUAGAU